This is a messenger RNA of Aspergillus clavatus NRRL 1, 261 nucleotides long. RefSeq lists its product as uncharacterized. The record is from RefSeq and is a predicted model, not a curated record. NCBI's taxonomy places the organism in Eukaryota, Fungi, Ascomycota, Eurotiomycetes, Eurotiales, Aspergillaceae. The coding region runs from base 1 to 261 and encodes 86 amino acids. The transcript has a single exon.
AUGUCCUUCUUCACGGACGACCCUACGUGGCUGGACUCUAUUCCCUCCGAGCUCGCCCAGGGGGCAGCGGACCUGACCUGCUGCAGCUCUCGUCUUCUGACCUGCCUAAGCGCAAUGGGAAGACGGGGAGUCAGGGUAAUGAAUAAGUACACACUGCUCCUGGAAGACGUGCAGCCGGAGAUCUUCAACAACAUCAUGGAUAUUGUCUUCCAGUCGCCACGGAAGGUGAAGAUGAAGUUAAUCAGUGUGGAGUCGGAGUGA